Messenger RNA from Tachysurus vachellii, 1789 nucleotides. It is a transcript of the gene f10, whose product is annotated as coagulation factor X. The record is from RefSeq and is a predicted model, not a curated record. Gene Ontology annotation, molecular function: calcium ion binding; serine-type endopeptidase activity. The transcript is spliced from 8 exons. Lineage: Eukaryota; Metazoa; Chordata; Actinopteri; Siluriformes; Bagridae. Bases 162 to 1646 code for a protein of 494 amino acids. Gene Ontology annotation, cellular component: extracellular region. Gene Ontology annotation, biological process: proteolysis; blood coagulation.
UAAGUUACACAUAACAUAAGAUCAUUUUGUUUAGCGUUUUCUUUCUUUCGGUCUCUGUCUUCCUCCCCUCCCUGUUAUCACUCAGGUUACUGACCUCCUGUGCUUGUCUUUCAGAAUUCAGUGCUCUCUUAUAGAGAAGUGUCUUACGAUAAAACCUCGGCAUGUUUUGGGUCUUCAGGACCUUUCUUUGUCUACUUAUUGCUCGCUGUGUCACUCCUGAGGUUUUCCUCCACAACAAGGAUGCCAACCAGGUCCUCACACGCAACAGGCGAGCAAACACGAUAUUUGAGGAAUUAAAAAAGGGUGACAUGGAGCGCGAGUGCAGAGAAGAGCGGUGCAGUUACGAGGAGGCCCGAGAGAUCUUUGAGGAUGACAAAAAGACGAGUGAGUUCUGGAAUGUAUACCAUGAUGGAGACGCGUGCAUAUCUCAGCCUUGUCUGAACAAGGGUGUGUGUAAAGAUGGUAUAGGGCGAUACACUUGUUACUGCCCUGAUGUGUUUCAGGGAUAUAACUGUGAGAUUGCCAUACAACAGCUGUGUGAAGUUAAUAACGGUGGUUGUGAGCACUUCUGCAAACUGGACCAGAAGAAAGGGACGACAGUCUGCUCUUGUGCCAAAGGUUACAACCUGGCAGAAGACAGGAAAGCAUGUACAUCUGACAAGCCCUUCAAAUGUGGCUAUGUGUUUCCUAAGGCAACCCGAAGCCUUAUAGCAUUUGAGCCGAUACAAAAUGUCACUAAUACUGCCAAUGACACACGCCUUACCAAUGUGAAGAAAGGAAAUCUAGUGACCACCUCUGCAAACAUGACCGUCACAAAUUACACUCAGAGCCGAGCAAAAUCCAACAGUCUGUUUGGACUGAUAGAACCCAGUCCCACUGUCAUCGAGCUACCAGAGUCUGAUGGAGAAUUUAGGAUAGUCAACGGCGAAGACUGUCCUCCUGGAGAAUGUCCGUGGCAGGCUCUGCUCGUAAACGAAGACAAGAUUGGCUUCUGUGGAGGGACCAUUCUGAAUGAAUACUUCAUUCUGUCUGCAGCUCACUGCAUGAAGCUGUCUCGCUCCAUCACAGUUAUUCUAGGUGAAACUUACACGAGGUUCUGGGAAGGGCGAGAAGCAGUGCAUGAAGUUGAUCAGGUGCUUGUGCAUACAAACUAUCAGCCCGAUACCUACCACAAUGACAUUGCCCUCAUCAAGCUCGUCAAGCCAAUUCAAUUCUCCAAGUACAUCAUCCCUGCAUGCAUCCCUGAGCGCGACUUCGCAGAGCGUGUGCUCAUGCAACAAAACGAGGGCUUGGUGAGUGGAUUUGGUCGUCUCCAAGAGGGCGGCAUACAGGCCACCACCCUGCAGAGGCUCUCUGUGCCCUACGUAGACCGCUCCAUCUGCAAGGAGUCCACCAAGUUCAACAUCAGCCCACGCAUGUUCUGUGCCGGAUACGGCAGGGAGGAAAAGGAUGCGUGUCAGGGUGACAGCGGUGGCCCGCACGUCACCAGAUACAAAAACACGUGGUUUGUGACAGGUGUGGUUAGCUGGGGUGAGGGAUGUGCUCGCAAAGGCAAGUAUGGCAUAUACACACAGGUGUCCAAGUACCUCAGGUGGAUCGAGAACGUCAUGGAGCAGGUCGCAUCCGAGAGUGUAACCAACAGGUAGAGGAGGUGGGCACCGGGGCACCAGCCUGUGAUUCGGGUGUAAAUGAACAUCAAUUAUGAUAAAUUAUGUAUAAGAUAGAUGCAAAAUGCAACAAAAAUCGACUGGAACUAAACCACAUUUAAAUAAAGGUCACCUCAUCAUGU